Messenger RNA from Nicrophorus vespilloides, 538 nucleotides. RefSeq lists its product as uncharacterized. The transcript is spliced from 6 exons. The record is from RefSeq and is a predicted model, not a curated record. The coding region runs from base 22 to 456 and encodes 144 amino acids. NCBI's taxonomy places the organism in Eukaryota, Metazoa, Arthropoda, Insecta, Coleoptera, Silphidae.
AAAGUAUUCGUUGAAGUCAAAAUGAAGGUAUUACUGUACGUUUUGGUGAUCGUCGCACACGUUGGUUGCUUUGUCUCCGCUGCAUCCUUAAGUGGAACGUUACCGUUCAUUGUUGGUGGUGACUUUGAAUUCCCUAAUAAUUAUGAUGAUUUUAUUGCUUUUAUUGAGAGUAUUCUGACGCAAUGCGAUAAGAGUGUUAAAAAUGAAGAUGAAUCUGAAACUACUACAGAAAUUGAGAAGAUCGGUCCAUCUGAACCAACAACAGUGAUCGUAGAUAGAAUGGUCCAUAAACUAAUGAAACACGCAAAUAAGGAACAUCACAAAUCUAAACAACAUUCUGCGCACAAGAAUACGAAACAUCACGGAAAAUCCAAGAAUCACGAGAAGAACAAUAAGCAUCACGAAAAAUCCAAGAAUCACGAAAGAAACAAUAAUAAAGAUGAGAAGCAUCAUUGAUUGUUUGAAAUAGUUUAUUGAUAAUUAGAGGAAAUUGUUUGAAGUAGAUUUAGUGGAAUAAAUAUGCAUGAUAUCAAAAUAA